Linum trigynum is the source of this 6755-nucleotide messenger RNA. The record is from the annotation of a GenBank genome assembly. Lineage: Eukaryota; Viridiplantae; Streptophyta; Magnoliopsida; Malpighiales; Linaceae.
AGUUCGUCUCUUUCUUUCAAAAUGUUGAAAUAGAAAUUAGGUUUCAGUUUGAGAGCCCGAUGUUUUUUAUUUUUAUCAAUUUUUUAUUUUCUGAAUUUUUUUAAUUAAACUUAAUGGCUUAAUGGGAAAAACCAGACGAGCGGCUCGAGCGGUUAACCGCCUCGGCCGCUUGCCAGCCGAUACAUAAAACCGAAGCGGUUUUUAGACUUUUUGAGCCGCUUUGGUGACCAGGUGGCGGUUUUACCGGUCGGGCCGGACGACUCGGUUUGGCUUUAAUAACACUGCAAAAUACAUAUGAAUGUGUAUAAUCGAGCGGGUUCGGAUUGGAUAGUGAGAAACCCAUGCCCACCCAUUACCCGCAAUAUUCGGGUUCGGGUUUACCCGUACCCACUAAAAGUCUUUCGGGUUCGGAUUUUACCCUACCCGAUUAUGUCGGAUUCGGGCGGAUAUCCACGGUUACGGAUAUUUUUGCCAUCCCUAGUAUUAAGUGUGUGUAUAUAAUAUAUACUAGAUAUAUGGCUAGUUACUUAACCGGUUAAUUUGAUUUGAUUGGUUAGCAGUGUCUGAAACCAAAGCAAAUUACGUAAACAAAACAAGCUAAAAAAGUUAACCAAUCCAAACCAAUUAUCCAAAUUAAUCAAACCAAUCAUUCAAAUUAAUCAAACCAAACUAUCAAUUUACAAACGAUUAAAACAAUUACCUUCGUUUGAAGGAAAGUAAACGGCGGUGUGAUUAGUUUUAGAGAAUAAUAUAAGUAUGUUUAUUGCCUUUCUUUAGUGGGCUUAAUGUUUAUAUUUAUAAUUUAUUUAUAGUCAUCAAUCAAUCAUAAUCUGAAGCCACAAAAAAAAAAAACAAAAAAAGGGAAGUCACAGCUCCACCAAAGCACCACCAGCCACUACCAGCCGCCCUAAAAGUAAACGCUCCACGGGCAAAUGGGAUUAGAUAUUAGAUCAUAUUCACUCAAAACAAUAAUCAUAUUCACAGGAAGCUUUUUAUUCGUUUUGUUUCUCCUCAGCAUCCACCCAUCAGUUCGUACAGCCUUCCCUUCGCUGUUCAUUUUUCACAAUAAUAAUAAUAAUCAUGAAAACAAAUUAAUCUGAGUUUCUCUCUCUGUGAUUUUCCUUUUUUUCUUUCUUGUUAUCUUUUUCCUCCAUAGUGUAGUUGCCAUUAUCAUAUCAACAACCAGACGUCAUACAUCCACAAACAACAUCCCUUUCUCCCCUCUUUCUCCUCUCCCCCCACAUUUUGUUAUAUUGUUUUUCUACUCAAGGUCAAUGGGGGCUUCAUUGCAGUCCUCAAUUCCUUGCUGGUCGCCCUUAGACCUGGUAAUCAUGUACUUUGCUCCUCCUACCUUGUCCUCCACCACCACCAUCACCAUCUCUCCAUCCUAUUCCUCUCCUUCUUCUUCUUCUUCCUCCAGCUCUUUCCCUCUUGCCCACCACCAUUCUCCUGUUAAUGAAUGAAUAGCGACCAUGGUAGUAGCUAAAAGAGACAAGCUUGCUUCUCUGUCUUUCUCGGCUUCUUCCUGUCCAUCCCCACCAUCAUUUUCCUCUUCUUCUUUGAUUGGAGUUUUGUGGGUUACUCUGCUGAUCCAAUUUCUGCAGCUGCUUCCUCCAUGCCAAGCUCAACCUCCAACCCUGUGCAGCCCAAUUGAUCGAGCUUCCCUCCUGUCCUUCUUCUCCAACAUCUCCUCCACGUCAUCUCCUCCAUUAAAUUGGUCCUCUGCUGAGUGCUGCAGAUGGGAAGGAAUUGGGUGCGAUGCAAUCAGUGGCCGCGUGACCCAUCUGGAGCUGCCCUUUAGAGGCCUCGUCGGCACCCUCUCCCCGUCGCUCGCCAACCUCACCCGCCUCUCUCAUCUCAACCUCUCCCACAAUCGCCUCUAUGGAGUCAUCCCACCUGCCUUCUUCUUCUCUUCUCUGCCCACCCUCCAGAUUCUUGAUCUCAGCUACAAUCGCCUCUCCGGUGAAUUGCCAUCCGAUGCUAGCAACAACAGUACCGCUGCUCUUGCCACCCGGAUUGUGGAUUUGUCCAGCAACAAUUUCCACGGGGAAUUACUUCCUCGGACCCUGUUCAUUCGGCCAGCCAGGAAUCUGACCAUCUUCAACGUCAGCAACAACACCUUCACCGGCACCAUUCCGUCCACUAUCUGCUCCUCUUCAUCCUCGCUGGCUGCUCUCGACUUCUCCUUGAAUGAUUUCAGCGGCCCUAUCCCUCCGGGCUUCGGUACGUGUUCGCAGCUGCGGGUUCUGCGGGCCGGAUUCAACAAUCUGUCGGGCUCCAUCCCUGACGACAUCUACACGAUUAAGUCGCUGGAGGAGCUCUCCUUGUCCGUCAACCACCUUACCGGCCCCAUCAGCAACGCGACGGUCAACCUCGGCCGCCUCAAGACCCUGGAGCUCUUUUCCAAUCAGCUGGUUGGUCCAAUACCUGAAGAAAUAGGCAGGCUGCCCAAGUUGGAAACUUUGCAGCUCCAUGUCAACAAUCUGACCGGCUUCCUGCCCUCGUCGCUGGCCAACUGUACCAAUCUGGUCAUCCUGAAUUUGCGGGUCAACUCCCUCGCAGGCCAGCUUGACGACUUCAACUUCUCCACCCUCCAGCGCCUUACCACCCUUGAUCUUGGUAACAAUGCCUUCACAGGUAACCUUCCCUCCAGCCUUUUCUCCUGCACGUCGCUAACUGCCAUUAGAUUUGCCAGCAAUCAGCUCUCUGGCCAGAUAUCAACCGACAUACAAGCCUUGCAGUCUCUUGCUUUCCUUUCCAUUUCCAACAAUAACCUCAGCAACUUCACUGGUGCUCUGAAAUUUUUGACGGGUUGCAAGAACCUCUCUACUCUCAUUCUCUCCAAGAACUUUUACUUUGAGGCCAUACCACAGGAGGGAAACAUAGUAGACCCAACUCGUUUUCAGAAUAUCCGGGUUUUGGCCUUGGGUGGAUGCAAAUUCUCUGGCCAGGUACCUGCUUGGCUGGCCAACCUCAAGAGCCUCGGGGUCCUGGAUUUGUCCUUCAACCAAAUCACGGGCUCCAUUCCCAGUUGGUUUGGUAGUCUGCCAAGUCUUUUCUACAUGGACUUGUCCAAUAAUCGACUCUCAGGGGACGUUCCUGUGGAACUAAUGGAGCUACAAGCCCUCGUACCACCGCAGUUGGUUCAAUCAGUGGAGAAGACUAAUCUGGAGCUGCCCGUGUUUGUUAACCCGAAUAACGCUACCAUUACCAAUCUGCAGUACAACCAACUUGCCAGCCUCCCACCAGCAAUAUACCUGGGCAACAACAGCCUUAGUGGGAGCAUUCCAGAACAGGUUGGGCACCUCAAGGGCCUUCAUGUUCUGGAUCUCAGCUCAAACAACUUCACUGGGAUCAUCCCAGAUGAGAUAUCCAACCUCACUAAUCUAGAAAAGUUGGACCUUUCUGGGAAUCACCUAUCUGGAGAAAUUCCUGCAGAACUAAAAGGGCUGCAUUUCUUGUCGUGGUUCGACGUCGCAGGUAACAACCUUCAGGGCUCAAUCCCUACUGGAGGUCAGUUUGACACUUUCUCCAGCUCCAGCUUUGCAGGAAACCCGGGAUUGUGCGGUCCAGUUUUGCAGCGCUCUUGUCCUGGUUCACCAGAAGAUGCACGUCCGACUUCGCCUCGCAAAAAGAAAGCUGCAAAUGCUAAAGUUGUUGUUGGGCUUGUUCUAGGCAUCUGUUUUGGCACUGGUUUAUUGAUUGCUGUUGUGGCACUGUGCGUACUGUCUAAGAGAAGGAUCAUCCCAGGAGGAGAUAGCGACAAGAUUGAAAUGGAGACAUUUUCCAGUAACUCCUACCCCAGAAUCUCUCCAGACUCUGACAAAGACACCAGCCUAGUUAUGUUGUUUCCCAACAACGCUAGCGAGAUAAAAAACUUCACCAUAUCAGAACUCUUGAAGGCAACCGACAACUUUAGUCAGGCUAACAUUGUUGGCUGCGGGGGUUUUGGACUGGUCUAUAAAGCAACAUUAGCAAAUGGGACAAAGCUGGCUGUCAAGAAGCUCUCAGGAGACUUCGGGAUGAUGGAGAGAGAGUUCAAAGCAGAGGUAGAGGUGCUGUCAACAGCGCAACAUGAGAACCUGGUGUCCCUGCAAGGUUACUGUGUCCACAAUGGCUUCCGGCUGCUAAUUUAUUCAUAUAUGGAGAAUGGAAGUCUGGAUUACUGGUUACAUGAGAAGACUGAAGGUGCAUCCCAACUGGACUGGCCUACUCGACUGAAGAUCUUAAGAGGUGCAAGUUGUGGUGUGGCUUACAUGCACCAGAUAUGCGAGCCACACAUAGUGCACCGGGAUAUCAAGUCCAGCAACAUUCUCCUCGAUGAGAAGUUUGAAGCACACGUGGCAGAUUUCGGGUUGUCCAGGUUGAUUCUUCCGUAUCGCACUCAUGUUACAACCGAGCUUGUUGGUACUCUUGGCUACAUUCCUCCAGAAUAUGGUCAAGCAUGGGUAGCCACUUUGCGAGGAGAUGUGUACAGCUUCGGAGUUGUUAUGCUAGAGUUGCUCAGUGGGAAAAGACCUGUCGAAGUCUUCAAGCCAAAGAUGUCAAGAGAAUUGGUUGGAUGGGUGCAUCAUAUGAGGAACGAGGGAAAACAAGAACAGAUAUUUGACCCGAUCCUGCGAGGAAAGGGCUAUGAACAAGAAAUGGUGAAAGUGUUGGAUGUGGCCUGCAUGUGUGUCAACCACAACCCGAUGAAGAGACCUACCAUCCAGGAGGUUGUAGAUUGGCUGAAGACCGUAGGCUCACUGAGAGAUCAGAACAAGAGUUAGUGAGAGCUGAAGUUAAUUUCAGCACAAACAAAGAACACAUAUAUGUAUACUUGCACAGAAAAGGGAGGUGAAAGAAAUGCCACGGGUUUCUACUGCAGAUUUUAUAUCAUUUUUCUCGUGUAAAUUAUGAAAUUUUCGGACGAUAUGGUUUCAGAUAUGUACAAAGAACAUAAUGUAAGUUAAGUGAAGACCUGAUUUAACUCAUGCAUCUUCUUGUAGCAGCAGCUGGAACAUCCUCUACCAAAGAAUUGUCAUCAUAGCAAGAACUUGUAGUUUCCAAGAUGCAUAUAUUACUGUUAAGCUUCUCUGUUCCUAACAGACAUGGGGAUGAGUCCAUGGCAGUGGCAGGAUGAAAGGCAAAAGAGUCAGUGCAGUACUUCUAUCCUCAAUUCCCUCUAUUUCAGUCCCAACAUCAACUUGCGUUCUUGCUGAACCUAUUGAUGACUUGAUCGACAUUUCUCCAGUUUUCAGCUGAACUUUCAAAUACGACCAAGCAGGUAUAGGGAAUUAAUAUCCCAUCGUCUUUCUUCCAAGUUGAAAAUAGUUCGGUGAGGCAUUUCAUCGAACGGGUUCCCGGCAUCCCCAGUCACAGAAUGAUGAUAACAAGCCUUAUUGUUGCUACGUAUCCAUUGGCCACUGACAAGACAUUAACAUACCUAAGAGAAGCUGCGAAAUUGUCGACUGCACGAAAGUCGAAAGAUGAUAGUUGUUCAUUAGAACCCCAAUCUCUGGGCCAUUGACGCUCGUUAGGCGUUGUAAGUUGUAACUACCGAAAGCACUCGGUUUAUUUUCCCUUCUACUCCGUAGAGGCCGAAAAAUGAUAAAGGGGACUAUGUACAUUGUGUUUGAGCCAAAAACCAGGCCUAUUUCUAAUUUUAGGUGAAUAACCAUACAUAACUCAAUCACCAUUUGUCACAUCAGCGCCAAUUUUCUUUCUUGAAAAACCUUUAAUUUUUUCCCUCCUAAAAUUUAACGGAUGAUUUCUUACUCGUUUUAAGUCGGAAUUUAAAUUUUUACACAAUUAGAUCAGAUUAAAUGUAUUCUUUAAAAUGAUAUUCGCUUUGAUAUAUGUUUUGAACAAAAAAAAUUGAGCCAUUUUUACCAGUAUAUACCAUAUGGUAUUUGACUGGUAUCAAAUAAGAACAUACCAGAUGGUAUGAAAAAGUUUACCAUGGUGGUAUGAACAUAUCAAUACUGUAGGAUAAUUGAAUACAUGAUAGUAGCUAUAUACUAACUGUCAUUUACGACUUUCAACAUUGUGUACCACAAGAUACCACCACAUAGCAGGGUGGUAUUGUAUGAUAUUUUUUGGUCAUGUAUUUUGUUCACCCAGAAAUUUGUAGAUCAAAAUAGAUCAUGAUGAACUCGUUCAUUAUGUGCAAAAAUUUUCAAAAAACGACAUAAAAAUGAAGAAGAUACCACAUGAUAUGCAGUUGAAAAUGGAUCUCAUUUUGUAGAGCACAACGAACUCGUUCCAUCUGUGGAAAAAAAAUUGAAAUUCGAGUUAAAACGAAGAAGGUAUGAGUCGAUUAAAAAAACAAGGGAAAUAAAAAUGUCUUUAAUUCUCCACCAUUAUAUCUGGAUUUUUUGGGCCCACUUAAAUAUGAUGGCUGAGAUUUGGUUACUCAUGGUGAGUAACCAUGGGGUUACUGAUGGGAACUUCCACUCUUCAAUGACUGCGGCCCGACGAACCCAUCAGCCGUACGGCAACCACCCCGUGCGGAACCUCCCUCCCACCAUUGUUCACGACCCGCGGAAACCAACCCUUCACCGACUGCCAUACGAUCUGCUAAUGAUAUGUGACCACUAACUUAUUUCUAUUGUUACUACUAUUCCAGGUUAAAGUGCAAUCACGAUCGGGUGUAGUAUAUUGGAAGUGAAGUUUAAUUAUAAACCUAAAUGGCAGGGGCGGAACCACUUGAGGCCAAUGUAAGUCAUUUGCACCACAUUGGUCCAGAAAAUGUAGAGUAAAUUUGCUUAUACGAU